Molecule: messenger RNA, 3569 nt
Organism: Metopolophium dirhodum (rose-grain aphid)
Lineage: Eukaryota; Metazoa; Arthropoda; Insecta; Hemiptera; Aphididae
Product: protein yellow-like
Exons: 6
Coding region: 245-1654 (469 amino acids)
Cellular component (GO): extracellular region
Source: RefSeq, a predicted model, not a curated record
CUCCGACGUGUUUUCCGCGAAUCAUAGUACACGCAUGUUAGGUAGGUACCUACACGGAUACAGCACAAUAUAUAUUACGGUUGUCGUUUUGUGGAUUUGUCACAAACUUUCAAGAAAUAAUUUUCCUCACAAAGAUACAAUUUUUUUAUAAUAUAUGUAUACGUGUACGGUGUACCCGUAGAUCUGUAAAGUACUAUUUGUACACAUUUAACAAACGUUUAAAAUAACACACCGAUUCGCUCCAAUGGGUCACAACCAACCUCACUCAUACGUUUGGCCUGCUGACUAUAACUGGAUGAAACCACAGCAUCAUGCUGAAGUUUCAACAGUUAGUCAAGUAAACUUCCCAGUGUCAUCAACAGAAGUCCUGGUGCCAUGGCUAUUAUCUAUGUGGAUGAUGGGAAAUAAAACUCCUACGGACUACCCUAAACGUAAAGUUGUGAAAAAACCAAACACAAAAGGUCGGAACGAAAACACGGGAUUUAAAGAUCGUUUUACGUGGGGCCAAAUUGAUCUGGAAUAUCCCAAUCAAGAUUCUAAACAGAUGGCUAUCAAUACCGGUACAUUUAUACCGGUGAACAACCUACUAUUGGGGCUGGAAGUGUGGAAGAACAAGAUGUUUUUAAGUCUGCCACAGUGGAGACCGGGAAUACCAGUGACUUUGGCGUACGUGAAUUUGAACAGUUACGCCAAGUCCCCAAUGCUGAAGCCAUAUCCCUCGUGGAACUGGUACGCUAAUAAUAUGAACCGCUGUCAUGGUUUGGUGUCCGUGUUCCGGAUGGAAGUGGACAAGUGUGACCGAUUGUGGGUGUUGGAUACAGGCGCCAUAAACUUGGCAAAUAAGGUCGAUCAAAUAUGUCCGGUCAAGCUGGAUGUGUUCGAUUUGAAAACUGAUACGCAUAUCAAGCGUUUCAUUAUCCCGAAAAAUCAAACGUUAAAGGAUUCGCUGUUUACAAACAUUGUAGUGGAGAUUCUCAACGAUAAUUGUGAUGAUGCGUAUGCUUAUAUGUCUGAUGUAUUUCAAUACGGAUUGGUUGUUUACAGCUAUAAAGAGGACGUCUCUCGCCGGAUCAACCAUCCAUAUUUCUACCCAGAUCCGCUGUACUGCCAUUACAGCAUGGACGGCAUAACGUUCAACUGGAUGGACGGCAUAUUCGGCAUGUGCCUGUCGCCGGACGGCGGUGCCGGGCAGCGGGUGCUCUACUUCCAUUCGCUGUCCAGCAACAACGAGUUCUACGUGCCCACCGCAUCGCUGCGCAACGGUACGCUCCGCGAGGGCGACAUCAUCGAGCAUUUCUUUGCGCUCAACGAUUCACGGUGCGCGCGCCACCAAUCGUGCCAGUCGUCGGGCAUGGCCGUGGACGCGAAGGGCGUCAUGUACUACAACUUGGUGACCGCGGGCAAAGUGGGAUGCUGGGACACCGGGCGCCCGUUCGAGUCGGUCACACAGGGGCUGUUGUCCAGCGGCCCGACACCGCUCAGCUUCCCCAACGACCUAAAGGUAGACAAGGAGUCCGCGCAAAGGGUGUGGAUGCUCAGCAACGGGCUGCAUAAGUAUCUGUACGGCAAAACGGACCCAAACCAGAUCAACUACCGAAUAAUGGUCGCGUACACGGACGAUGUCGUCAAAGGUACGGUCUGUGAAUCCAACUGACCACCCUAUAAUAAUAUAUACAAUUCGGGACUUGAAAAAACGUUUAAACCAAAACAGGAAAAAAGCUAAAUACUAUAUUAUAUAGUAUAUUAUAGGUACAUAUAAAAUAUUUAAAACCGAAAUUUAAAUUGAAAAAAAAAUUAUUGGUAUUCAAACCGGAAAAACUGAAAUGAUGUUAAAAAUGAAAAUAGGAAAAAAUAAAAUAAAACUUCUACAGAUAUCUAUUUGGAAAUAUAUUAUCAAAUAGUCAAAUAUAACGUAUUACCUAUUAAUGCUAUUGCUAUUUAGUAUUUAUAAAUAUCUUAAUUUUAUUUAUUACGAUAGUAAAAUAUUGUUUUACACCACUACCAAAAUAAAUAAAAACCGGCAAUCAUUACCGUUUUAAAUGACAAAAAAUGAAAAUCAUAAUAAAAGUAUAAAACCAGAAAUUAAAUUCAGUUGUUGCCAAAUUUAAGACGACAAGACAUAUACCUAUUAUAAUUGCUCAAUAUUAUUAUAUAUACCUAUUUGAUACUUACGUAUAUAUAUGCAUACAGCAUAUAAUAUUAUAUUUUGCAAGUAUAUUACUAUAUAUAUAUAUAAUAUCAAUAUAUAUUAUUACUAUGUAUCGACAGUAUAUCUUAAUAAUUUACAACUUUAUAUGAGUGCCAAAGUAUAGUUUUUCUGCGUGAAAAAUUAUAAUUUAUUGUAUACGGGUUUGAUAUGCAACAAUCAAAUUCACCCGGUGAGCGAUCAAAUGGGUUUCGUGUAGUAGCCAGUAGGAGAUACCUAGUCAACAUUAAAACUUGUUAAAUUUUAUUUGUGACAGCUAAUUGUCGUAAUUUUGUUAAAAACAUAGCUUUUUAUGCUAAUCAGUAUAAUCUAAUUAUGGCUAUAAGGAAUAUUGAAUAACUAUCUGCACAUUAUGUAAAAUAUGUAUAUAAAUAGAUACCACAAUUUUAAACUUCUUGUUUAUGUGUUUUAAUUUUUAAUGUUUAAAAAAUUUAAAGAAAGUUUACUGAACGUCUCUUUUUUUUUUUAAUUCGCUAAAUUGUUUUUCAUAUGGAUUAGUGGUAAGUGUUGAGUAAUAUUAUGUAUUACUAUUAUAUCCAAACUAUUUGUCAUAGCACUCAUAGCAGUUACAAUAUAAUAUUAUAGUAACGGUUUAAUUCGUACCUAUAUAGUUAAUUGUUUAUACUUGAGUUCUAUUUUUACUAACGAGAUUUUAACAUGGUUAUUAACUUUUUAGUUUUAGUUACAUUAUACUUCUAGUUUUACACGCACUUAUUAUACAACUUAUAAGUAUAUAGGUACCUAGGUAGGUCUAGUCAUAUCUCAUAUAUACCAUAAGAGUUGAAUGUAAUUGUUCUCUAUUGUGAAUUUAUGCACCUUUUAGGGUCGAAUAUUUACUCGUGAAAAUAAUUCUUCUACAUGCUCAGUAUUCAGUAUCACCUGGUUUGAUAAAAAUAAUUUAGAAAGUAAAAUACAUAUUUUAUAAACAAUAAUUAAAUUGACACUGCGAUAGAGAACUGUAGUUCCGCAUCUAUUAAAAUGGAUGUGAAUUCCGAAUGGUGUAAUUACUAUAAUGAGUUUUUGAAAACUUAUACUACAGCCCAACUUAUGCCACUAAACGGCUCAAUAUUGUUACCUAAUUCAUAUUUUAAAAUUCUUUACAAUCUAAAAGUAUUUUGAUUCACUCUUUGACUCGAAAAAUUAGGUAUGUAUUAAAUUGUUUUUAAUUUGGAUGUGAGCGUAACUGCUGUUUAUUAUCUUUAAUACAUUUGAAAAGCGAUUUUUAUUUUUGUUUAAUUGACCUUUUAUUAUAACAUUAUUGUCUAUACUUGUAUUAUGUAAAAUCGGUACUAAUAUAUUUAAAUUAUUAUUAUAUUGGUAUAAUGUAUAUUAUAUGUAUGUAUAUACCUAGAUGUGUAUGAAA